Molecule: messenger RNA, 3336 nt
Organism: Zonotrichia albicollis (white-throated sparrow)
Lineage: Eukaryota; Metazoa; Chordata; Aves; Passeriformes; Passerellidae
Source: RefSeq, a predicted model, not a curated record
GGGCUCUGGAGCAGCCGCGAUGCUGAUCUCGGGAUGGGAGGGCUCUGGAGCAGCAGCGCUGCUGACGUGCUGCCGGAGCUGCAGUGACUCCGCAAUGGCUGAGCCUGCCGGCGCUGAGCGCAUCCCGCAGCCUGCCGGGGAAUCCUGUCCUUAGCUCCUCCGACCGCUCGCAUCCGCGCUCGGCUACCUGAUGGAGGAGAUUAAGUUUAAGGACAGAGCAGUCUUCGUGCUGGAGAGAGAGUUAGGGGUGCGAGCCGGGCAUGCUCAGAGACUGCAGCUCCAAAAGGAGGCUUUAGAUGAACAACUGUCCCAGCUCAAAGAGUCUGACCGGCAUCUGAGCAGCCCCAAGCGGGAACUUCCUUAUGCAAGUGGUGCAGGAGACGCUUCAGAUCAUUCGGGAAGCCCCGAACAGCAGUUGGAUGAAAAGGACGCGCGGCGCUUCCAGCUGAAAAUCGCGGAGCUGAGCGGGAUCAUCCGCAAGCUGGAGGACAGGAACGCGCUGCUGUCGGAGGAGAGGAACGAGCUGCUGAAACGUCUCAGAGAAGCAGAAAGUCAGUAUAAACCCAUAUUGGACAAAAACAAACGCCUCAGUCGGAAGAAUGAGGAGUUGUCACAUGCCUUACGUCGAAUGGAAAACAAACUGAAAUUUGUGACGCAGGAAAACAUCGCCAUGAGGCAAAGAAGUGGAGCAAUAAGGAGACCAAGCUCCCUAAAUGACCUCGACCACAGCCAGGAAGAAAGGGAAGUGGAUUUCCUGAGACUACAAGUCAUUGAGCAGCAGAACAUCAUAGAUGAGCUCUCCAAGACCCUGGAGACUGCUGGCUAUGUGAAGAGUGUCAUGGAACGUGAUAAGCUGCUACGGUUCAGGAAGCAAAGGAAAAAAAUGACAAGAAUUCCUAAGAAGCCAGUGGUGGAGACGUUCUAUGGCUAUGAUGAGGAGGCUUCCCUGGAGUCUGAUGGUUCCUCCAUCUCCUACCAAACGGACCGGACUGACCAGACCCCCUGCACGCCCGAGGACGACCUGGAAGAGGGCAUGGCCAAGGAGGAGACGGAGCUGCGGUUCCGGCAGCUGACCAUGGAGUACCAGGCGCUGCAGCGCGCCUACGCCCUGCUGCAGGAGCAGGUCGGGGGCACCCUGGAUGCCGAGCGGGAAGUCAAGACGCGUGAGCAGCUCCAAGCAGAAAUUCACCGGUCCCAGGCUCAGAUAGAGGACCUGGAGAAGGCUCUGGCUGAGCAGGGACAGGACAUGAAGUGGAUUGAGGAGAAGCAGGCGUUGUACAGAAGGAAUCAGGAGCUGGUAGAAAAGAUCAGGCAGAUGGAGGCAGAGGAGGCACGGCUCAAGCACGACGUGCAGGACGCCAAGGACCAGAACGAGCUGCUGGAGUUCAGGAUCCUGGAGCUGGAGGAGAGGGAGCGGCGGUCCCCGGCCAUCACCUUCCACCACGGCCCCUUCACGGAGGGGAAGAGCCCCCUGCAGGUGUACUGCGAGGCUGAAGGUGUAACAGACAUUGUAGUGGCAGAGCUGAUGAAAAAGUUGGACAUUUUAGGGGAUAACGCCGUAAGUAAUCUGACCAACGAGGAGCAGGUGGUCAUCAUCCAGGCCAGGACUGUCCUCACGCUGGCUGAGAAGUGGCUCCAGCAGAUCGAGGUGACCGAGUCUGCGCUGCAGCAGAAGAUGCUGGACCUGGAGAACGAGAAGGAGCUGUUCAGCAAGCAGAAGGGGUACCUGGACGAUGAGCUGGACUUCAGGAAGCAGUCCCUGGACCAGGCUCACAAGCAAAUUCUGGAAUUAGAAGCCAUGCUCUAUGAUGCCCUGCAGCAAGAAGCUGGAGCCAAAAUUUCCGAACUUCUUUCAGAAGAGGAGAAGGAGAAGCUGAAGAGCGCCGUGGAGCAGUGGAAGCGGCAGGUGAUGAGCGAGCUCCGCGAGAGGGACGCCCAGAUCCUGCGCGAGAGGAUGGAGCUCAUCCAGCACGCCCAGCAGAGAAUUAAAGAGCUAGAAGAAAGAAUUGAAGGCCAAAAAAGACAAAUAAAAGAGUUAGAGGAAAAGUUUUUAUUUUUGUUUUUAUUUUUCUCUUUAGCUUUCAUUCUUUGGUCAUAGUCCUUCAGGCCACAUGCACAAGCCCCUGAGGCCGCUGCUCCUGCUGUUCCUGCCCGAGGGACAGCCCUGCUUCCCCAGACCCACACAGAGACUUUGCCCCUGCACCCUCGGAUCUGUCUCGUUGUGUGCUGCUGGCCAGGGCAGCUGCAGCCUGUGGGACUUGCACGGGGCUGAGCUGGGCUGGGGGGACUCCCUGCACCCCCAAAACCCCCGAGAGCCUUUGGAGAGGACAGGACUGAGCCCGCCAAGGAAGCCAAGGACUCCGAGAACUGUGCUGCUGCCUCAGAACUGAGCCCACCGAGGAAACCAAGAGCUCUGCUGCUGCCUCUGCUGCAGCCCAGGCUCUCUGCAGGGCCAGCCCCUGACAGCAGCACCAUCUCUGAUUCAGAUACACUGGAUUUAUCCCGGUUCCCUGCUAAGCAGGUGGCAAAUUGCUUCUGUGCAGAAGUGCCCCUGUCCUGUCUGUGUGCCACACGCUCGUGUUUGUUCCACAGUUCUUCAAAAAUCUGUCUUGGAAGAAGGUUUGAGGAAGCGUUCCAGAGGAGUAGCUCAUGAAAAGAUGGAAGUGAGUGAAAAUGAAGUGGUUUGUUCCAAGGAAUUUCUCCAUUGCACAGGGUAUGUCCCAUGCUUUGUUGAACGUCCCACAAGCCCAGUUUUAGGGAAAAUGUAAAGCUACAUUCAGGAAACCAAGCUCUAAUUAUUUUUUGAGUUGUCAGUAAACCAUGAAGAGAAAAAUUAUGCAAUAAUUUGUAUUUGGCUGUCCUUGUACAAUGACAAAAGGCUUAACGCUGUCCCAGCAAAAAGUUCAGCCUGGAAAAGAAUGAACUAGACCAGAUUAUCCCUGAUCCACAUUCACUGGGCUGGGAGAGGGAACAAAAGAUGUUCUCACCUGGUAGAUGUCCUCACCUGGAAGGUGUCCUCACCUCAGCGAAAGGGAGCACAAGUCCCACAGAGCCCGAGCCUGGGAGGCUGGCACAGGAACCAGGAAGGAAAAAGAAUCCUCUAGAAAAACAGGAGAAGAGGGGAAAACCCAGAAGAAAUUCCACAGUGUGAUUGACCACGUUGGAUCCACAGCCGAGCACAGAAAUGCAGGGCUGUGGGGCAAGGCCAGGGAUGAGGAACAAGGCCAGGACCAAGGCCAGGGAUGAGGCCCAAGGCCAGAGAUGAAGGUCAAAGCCAGGACCAAGGCCUGGGAUGGGGACCAAGGCCAGGGAUGAAGGUCAAAGCCAGGACCAAGG